CCAGUACAGUACCCACUACCAUAUGUGGCUAUUUAAAUUUAAAUGUAAUUAAAUUAGAUUAAAUUAAAAAUUUAUGGGUUUGUAUCCUGAGCAAUGCCUACAAUGGAAGAUUCCUCCCUAGGAGGCAGCUGCCUGUCAGCAUGGGCUCAAGAAUUUGUGAACAGCAAAAUCCAACCUGGAAACGUGGUUGUGUUCACUAAGCCCACCUGCUCCUACCGCAGAAGGAUCCAAGAGCUCCUCAGUCAAUUGUCUUCACAGAAGGGUUUUUGGAAUUUGUUGAUAAUCACAGCCACUAGUUACACAAUCAAGAAUCAAAAUUAUUUGAAACAGCUCACAAGAGCCAGAAAGGUACCUUGGGUCUUUAUUGGUAAAGAUUGUAUAAGUGGAUGCACUUAUCUGACAGAAAUGCAUCACAGUGGGGAACUGUUGAAACAGCUAAAGCAAAUUAGAGGUCUAUAA
Molecule: messenger RNA, 459 nt
Organism: Acinonyx jubatus (cheetah)
Lineage: Eukaryota; Metazoa; Chordata; Mammalia; Carnivora; Felidae
Product: glutaredoxin-1-like
Exons: 1
Coding region: 94-459 (121 amino acids)
Source: RefSeq, a predicted model, not a curated record